Molecule: messenger RNA, 1617 nt
Organism: Entamoeba dispar SAW760
Lineage: Eukaryota; Evosea; Mastigamoebida; Endamoebidae
Product: paramyosin, putative
Exons: 1
Coding region: 1-1617 (538 amino acids)
Source: RefSeq, a predicted model, not a curated record
AUGUUGUUAAACACUAUUUUCCUUAAUCCAACAUCUCGUUAUGUCUUCCAAAAACCAAUGAACAUGAAUGAAGAUAAAACAUUCUUAGAAGUAUUUAUUGAUACUGUAGCUUCAACUGAUGAACGUGCAAAAGCACUAUCAUUAUUAAAAAUAUUAGUCACAGUAACAUACGAAGCUGACAAUGAUUUCUUAUUAAAAUUAAUGAAUGAAACAUUAUUUACAUAUUUAUUACUUAAAUCAAGUGAUUCAGAUUUGUUUCAUUCUUCAUUAGCUUGUAUUAUCUUAUUUGAUGUCUUAAAUGAACUUAAAUUUAAUUCAGCACCACAUUCAAAUACUGAAAUGAUUAAUAAAAUUUCAAGAGCAAUUGAUACCAUCGGUUUCGAACAAAUGAAAAAAAAAUUAGAUAAUUUAUUAAUUUCAAAAGAAUUCAUAGAAGCUGAAACACAAGGUAUAAGUACUGGAAUGUUAUUUGAUCGUGAAUCAGUUCGUUUUAUUACUAAAAUUGUUCAAGAAGUUAAAGAAAAGAGAGAAGUUGGUGAACAAAAAUUGAAAGAAAGAGAAGUUCAAAACUUAAAAGAAGAAAUAGAGGAGUUAAAGAAGAAGAAUGAACUCAUUGAACAAAUGCUCACUGAGACUCAAACUAAAGUAGAAGAACUAAACAACCAACUCGAAUUAGAACAAGCUUUAAAUGAAGAUAAUCAAGAAAUGAAAGAACAAAAAGAAGUUCUUUCUCAAGAAAAUGAAGAAUUAACAAAAAAACUUACAUUAAAAGAAGAAUUUAUUUCUCAAAUACAACAACAAAUAGACACUCAAAAAAAAGAAGAAACAGAAAUGAUUAAGAAAAACGAAGAAUUACAAAGUCAAAUCAAACAAAAUGAAGAGGAAAUUAAUAGACUAAAAGAAAAUCAAAUAAAAUUAGAAGAAUUAUUGAAAAUUCAAAAAGUAAAUGAAAAUGAAUGUGGUAAAGCUCAAACAGAAUUAAAUAUGAUCAAAAACCAAUUAAUAAAAAUGCAAGAUGAAGCAAAAGAAAAAAAUUCAACAAUCGGUGAAUUAGAAAAUAAGUUAAUGCUUCAAGAGAAUAUUAUCUUACAAUUAAAAGAAGAAAUUGUCUCAAAAGAAAAAGAAAAAAUGGAAAUGAAAUUAGAACUUGAUUCAGUUACUAAAACCAACCAAACAGAAUCUUUAAACAAUAACUGGAAAAAUGAAAAAGAAAUUUUAUUAAAAGAAAAUGAGUCUUUAAAAGAGCAAUUAGACUCAAAAAAUGAUGAGCUCUUGCUAAAUCAAAUGCAAUUAGAUGAAUAUAUCAAAGUAAAUGAUGAAUUAAAUCAAACUGUGAAUAAUUUAAAUAAACAACUUAAUCAAUUCAAAGAAUCAUUUGAAUCAAUAAAUAAAGAAGUUGCUGAUUCUUUUAAUGACUCAACCGAAGUGCCACAAGAACAGCCACAACAAGAAGACAAUAAAACUACUUCAAAAAUACAACAAAAACAACAAUCGACUGAUGAAAACAAUGAAAAAAAUCAAUCUCAACCAGUGACUGAUCCAACCACUGCUGGAGUUCAAAUGCCAACUGUCACAAUGAAUGAUUUGUUCUCAACCAUUCAUUCAAUCUUUAAUUGA